GCCGCCGGACCGGAUGGGGGAGCCGCUGCUGCUGCCGCCGCCGCCUCCGGGGCCCCCGAUCCUGCUCUUCUUGCUCAGCCUGGCGCCCGGCGUCGAGGCGGGGAAGCCCAGUUUUCAACAAGAUCUCCCUUCUGAAGAGCAAUAUCGCUGUCGUGUGGUAUCCUGGCCGGUCCCUCAGCAGGAUGGGGGCAUCGUUUUUCUCGACCACCAGUGCGCUCCCCUGUUCCUCCGCAGGCAGCUGACCUUCCUGGCCCGAGCCUGCUUGCCCCGCCAGGCCCGAGCCCCGCAUGACGGCCCCACAGGACAUUGGCCCCUGCCGCUGGCAAAGGCAGAAGUGGCCCAGGCCGUCGCUUGGCUCGAGAGCCACAUGGCCCAGCAGAGCUCUGAGAAGCCCCCGACAGGCGGGGAACGCUGCCAUUUCCUGAAGCGAGCAUCUGCGGCGGGCAGAGGUUUGUGCCCGACGCACCUGGCACAGGCUUUGCAGAAGCUGCUCCAAUGCUGGGAAGCCACGCGAGUUCCCCGGAAACUGCGGAGACCAGGCAGGAAGCGCCGGGCUCUUCGUCGCUGGGCAGAUGGCCUUCUGCAAGCAGAUGUGGGUGGCGGAAGGCAUUCUGCAACCGCCAACUCCGCAAAAGGCGCAAACAGUGGCCCGCCUCCUGUUGCCCUGAGCUUGCAGGCUGAGCAAAAGGACGUUCCAGAGUCAAUGGACCUCGGUGGACGGGUCUGGCUGAGUGCGACGCCCCUGCCAGGCGGCCUCUUCGGGCAGCAGCCCCUCGUCACGCAGGACAUCCGCCCCUCGCUGCCUGUCCUGCGCACCGAGGUGAGACCGUCCGGCGGCACGGGAUGCCGGUGUCCGGAUGGAGGACUCGGCAAAGCGCAAGGCCACGAAGGCAGGAAGGAAGCCAGAGGGUCCCAGGUGGGGGUCCGUGUUCCCACCCCACGCACCGAAGAGGCGGCCUGGGCGGCCAGCGCCCUCACUUUCCUGCUGGUGGUGCUGACCCUCGCAGUCCUCUACACACGGCUCCACCGGAAGUGCCGCCGUGGGAGAAGCCUCUACUGGACCACAAGCAUUGAGGAGGGGAGCGACACAGUGGCUGCUGUGAUCAAGCGGCGUCUUCUCUCCGCCCAGACCAGGCGCAAGAAGCGGAGCCGGCAGCAGCUCCCGCCCAAGGCGCCUCUUUUGUCGACGUCCAGCGACAGCUCGGAUUAGGGACGACCCUCUUUGGCGGAGACGUCCAGCCACAGGCCUCCCAGAAAUCUGGGCUUUGCCAACAGAGGCAAAGAGGGAGGAGGUCGUCUGCGAGCGAAACUUUGGUGUUCCGGCGAAACAGCAGCCCGACUGUGGUCUGUUUACUCUCCCGAGGAGCUGGCUCCUGGCCUUCGUUUGUUUUUCUUACGCAAUAAAAUCUCGUUUAUUUUUGCUACAAAAGCAGGAUGAGGCAUCCCUAAAGCAACCAGGAGAUUUGCAGAUCCGGGGGGG
Messenger RNA from Zootoca vivipara (common lizard), 1480 nucleotides. It is a transcript of the gene TP53I13, whose product is annotated as tumor protein p53 inducible protein 13. Lineage: Eukaryota; Metazoa; Chordata; Lepidosauria; Squamata; Lacertidae. Gene Ontology annotation, cellular component: cytoplasm. The record is from RefSeq and is a predicted model, not a curated record.